Lingula anatina is the source of this 1548-nucleotide messenger RNA. RefSeq names its product E3 ubiquitin-protein ligase Rnf220. Gene Ontology annotation, biological process: protein ubiquitination. Gene Ontology annotation, molecular function: metal ion binding; ubiquitin protein ligase activity. The record is from RefSeq and is a predicted model, not a curated record. Lineage: Eukaryota; Metazoa; Brachiopoda; Lingulata; Lingulida; Lingulidae.
ACGUAUUUGCGAAUCAAAGCAAACCGACAGAAUAGGCUAGCAGCUAAAGCUAGAACAAACAAAAGGAAGAGAAACCAGGAAGAAACAUCUUGCCCUGUUUGCAAUGAAAAGGUGAUCGGGACACCAGAGGAGCUGAAUGAACAUGUGGAAAAAUGUCUCAAAAAACGAGACAGCGGAGAAGAGGAGGUGGUUGAUAUUGAAGGGGAUCAGUUUGAGGAAUAUGAAUGGGCUGGACAGAAAAGAAUUAGAGCCAGCUCUCUGUUACAGGGAGGGAUGGCUGGUUCCGGCUUCCAAACAUCCAAGAGAUCCGAGUCUGAUGAAGAUAUCAAUUUGGAUGUAGAUGGAGAUGAUUCUGAACAAUAUGGCGGUGUCCAGUACACAGAAGCUGAUAUCAUUCCAUGCAGUGCUGAUGACUCAGGGGAAGAUCAGGAAAGAGAGGCCCUCAGGGGAGCAGUCUUAAGAGGGGAAGGAACACAACCCAAGGCUAUUUCUGCAGACAGAAGUAAAUGGUCCUCUGAUUCUGCAGAACCUGGUACAUCAGAAAGUCCAGACAACUCGGACGAGACUGUGUCCAGUUCUGAAACUGUCCAGGUUCAAGAUCCCAAGGCUAAGGAGGUCAUUCAGGCUCUUAAAGCCAAAGUGAAGGAUCAAGAAGAUCAUACCAAGAAAGGGGACAAAUUUAAAUGCUUAAUAUGCAUGGAGCCUUAUGCAUCCCCUUUAACCUCCAUUCAGUGUUGGCAUGUCCACUGUGAAGAGUGCUGGUUGAGAACUUUGGGAGCCAAGAAGUUGUGCCCACAGUGUAACAUGAUCACCUCUGCUGCAGACCUCAGGAAAAUCUACCUGUAAGAGGUGUCUGGAAGUACAACAACAAACCCCAACAGACUAAGAACUGCAUUAUAUUCAGCAUCUUCCUAAUAUUGUCUGGGCAUGCCUUUGUCACUAAGGCACUGGUAGUUGAUUAAAUGUCUCCAGGACACCACGAAGAUAAACGGGAGAGCUAUUUGUACAUAAUAGCAGACAAUAUUACUUGACUGCUGCUUCUACUGUCUAUGAAUAAAUUGUUUUCGUGUAACUGCAGAAUUUAUGGUCAUCAUAAAGGCAUGCUCAGGAGAGGCAAACAUGCCAUGUUGUUCCUGUUUGUGACCAUGUGAUCUCUGGUCUAACAGCACAAGAAUUCUAGAGAGAAUUUUUAAAGCUCAGGCUUGAUGUAUUUUCUUUAUUGCAAAUGUGAUUAUUAAGUAGAGACUGCUUCCCCUUACCUAACAUUUUCAAUAUAGAGUUGAUGUUUUUUUACUUUUAAGAUUAAAAUGGAUAGUUACAACUAUUGUGGUGCCCUUGCUGCUUCCAUUUGAAGUAGUUGCAUUGUUAAAUGUAACAAUACUGAUAAGCCUUGAAAUACUUAUUCUGUUAUGUUAGUAAUGCUAAUUUAUGAGCAGGGUUCUUCCAUUUGUUAUGCACAGCAGAUUGUAUAUAGGAAAUUGCACUGAAUUUUGUAAACCAACUUAUUUUAAAUAAAUGUUGAUUGACCCUUCAGCAAUCUAAUAGACA